Messenger RNA from Cornus florida, 5181 nucleotides. Its product is annotated as F-box/FBD/LRR-repeat protein At1g13570-like. The transcript has 6 exons. Gene Ontology annotation, molecular function: protein binding. Bases 1880 to 3169 code for a protein of 429 amino acids. The record is from RefSeq and is a predicted model, not a curated record. NCBI's taxonomy places the organism in Eukaryota, Viridiplantae, Streptophyta, Magnoliopsida, Cornales, Cornaceae.
ACAGCAACAGAGAGCAACAAACCCAGUUGCCCCAAACUUGUAAUAGACCCACGGCGCAACAAAGACAGAUCCACGUCGGUGACCAGAGAAAGCCCCACACUGGCGAUGAUGCUAGAGGCAGCAUCGAUGAUAAAGACGACGGGCAACAACGUGGAUUCCGACUGGGUUUUCGGUGGCAGUACAGGCUGAAUCAGCAAGCAAAUAUGACGACUGAAUAGUCGUUAUUGAACGUCGAACAAGGACCAGAAAUCCGACGACGGCGAUGCUCGACGACGUGGUGGUGAUAGUGAUCCGAUUCUGGCGAUAGUGACCAGAGAACAGUGUCGGGUCUUGGCGGUUUGAAUGGUUUUAUUUGUUUGAUGGUAUGUUUGUGGGUGUGAUUGGUGGGGAUUUGGGUUUUGCUAGUGGUUGAUUGGUGUAGUUAGAGAUUUGAUCUGGUCGUUAAUGGAGGGAAUGAAACGGCCGAGCCGGCGAGCUUAUGGCAGACAACGGAGUCAGAGGCAGAGACAGAGGGUAGUGGCUUACGGUUUGGAGAGAGAAAUUUGAGGGGAGAAAGAGGACGAGCGGUCUAUGGGCUCGGCGAGAAUAACGGAUUAAUGGCGGUGUGAAGGCUUGGGGAAGACAGUAGAUUCCCAGCGGACAUAUACACACACGGACACAUAUAUACGCAGAGAGACACACACACACACACACAUAUUACACAUGUAUGAAGGAAAAAAUAUAAGGGUAGUUUUGUAACUCUGCAAUGGCUAAUGAGGUUAAAAAUGUCAUUUUAGCCAUUGUGAAGGGCAAAAUUGAUUUUGUACCCAUUUAUCCCUCCCAGCAUCAGUACUAACGGUUUGUUACCUAACGGUAUAAGAGUAACUUGCUACAUACAAUCAAAGAUCAGGAAUAUGUGUGGAAUAUUGAAAUUUAGAAAGGUUGCGGAGAAAAUAUAAUCAAAGGUUAAAAGGUCUAGGUGAAAUUAAUCCUAAUCUGAUUCUACUAAAAUUACUCAAACUCCUGAGAAAAGAGUAAAAGGACCAACUACAUUGUGUAAAUAAAUGCCGAUGUUUGUUGGGUUGGGGACCUUUUGCACGGGUCUCUCCAUUGUCUUUCAUAGCAUUUUUAAUUCUUUUUGAAUAAAAAUGCUAGAGUUUUGCUUCCAAAAUAUUUCUCCAUCUGUCCAUGCAUUUCCUAGAUUAGUUGCAUUUCCUAGAUCAGUUUCUAGUUUAAAAAUUGCAGCUCUAUCCAAAGAAUAUCCAAAGAAUGUUGAUUUUUGAGUGCAAACUUACCACUUUUUGUUAAAGCUUGUGGGAUUUUAUUCAACUAAAGUGGUAAGUAUUUUUAUUUUUUUAUUAAUCCUUCAUCAAGAUUAUAAUUUUUUUUUUUAAAAAAAAAAAAUUGAACUUUCGGAAAACGUAUUAAGGUAUCAUCUCUUUUUAAACGGGGAGGAUGAUUGUUCUGUUAGAGUAAUAUUGUACUUCGUAUAUUUGUUUGAACUUUAGAAAGAAAAAAAAAAGAAAAAAAAAGAAAAAAUGUCGAGUUUGUUAGUUUUGAACUUCUCAAAAAUAAAUUUAAAAGACAAGAAAAGAAAAGAUAUUACCAAAGAGUUUUGUUAUUUUCAUUGUUACCGUAGCAAGCGAGGUCUAAUAAAUUUCCACAGAAUUACCUAUUUAUUUGGAAUAUUACAAAAUUAUCUAUUUAUUAAAAUAACUUGAGACGGGGGCGAGAAGUAUCUUCACUGGUUCUGUAAGUAUUCCAGAUUUUCGUUAAAAUUCGCAUUUCUCUCUUACGUCCGGCGAAGAUAGUUUUGACUUAACGAAGGAGAAGGAGAAGGAGAUAAAGAAUCUCUAAUCUCGGUCUCUUCAAUCUCUGGAUUGUUCACAAGUGUUACUAAAUGAAGAUGGCUAUAAGUUCACCCAUGGAUAGAAUCAGUAGCCUUCCAAAUGAGGUAAUAGAAAGUAUACUAAUGUUGUUGCCGUUGCGAGAUGCUGUGAGGACGAGUAUUUUGUCAAGGAAAUGGAGGUAUAAUUGGGUCAAACUCCCACAGCUCGUCUUUGAUGAUACAUUGAUCGAAGAUUCCAUGGAAGAUGAUGAUCCAAGCGAACUUCUUAAGAUUAUAUUUCAAGUUUUAUUACUUCAUGAUGGACCAAUAGUGAAGUUCACCCUCUCUAUUUCUGAACUAAAAAGCGGUUAUGAGAUUUACCCAUUGAUACUUCUCCUGUCAAAGAAUGGCAUCAAGGAACUUACACUUGAUAUUUCUGAGCUCGGUGGCUAUAGGUUGCCUUCGUCACUCUUUUCAUGUGACCAACUAAGACAACUGUAUCUCAGUAAUUGUACAUUUGACCCCCCUCCUACAUUUAGCGGGUUUAGUAGGAUCAUAAGUCUAGAGUUUAUCUUAGUUGACUUUCCUGAUGGUGUACUUGGAAGAUUGGUUUCUAGUUGCCCACUACUUGAACGGCUGAAACUGGAAGGCCCCAUGUAUUAUGACUACCUUGAAAUCGAUGCUCCAAAUCUCAAGUUCUUCAGCUCAAAUGCCAGAUUCAAAUCUAUUGAUUUCCAAAAUGCCCCUCUGCUUGCAGUAGUUUCAAUUACUUCAGAUGAUGUUGAUGAAGAAGGAAAGGCGUCUGAAAUGAUCAAUGUUUUUGGUUGUCUACCUGUAAUUGAGACUUUGCAAUUGGGACGUCGUUUUGUGAAGUUCUUGAUUGUGGGCGGUGUACCUGAGAGGCUCCUGUUUACCUUAGACCUCCUCAAAGUUCUUCAACUAGAUGAAGUAUAUUGUGGAAAAAUUGCAGAGGUCUCCUUUGUUCUAUGCUUGAUUAAAAGCUCCCCCAACUUGCAAAAACUUGAAAUUGAGAUGUUUACCAGCGAUGAUGAUGCAGGACCUGUUUUAGAAUUUUUGGAAAUGCAACGCUACUCAGAUGUCUCUUUUAAUCAACUUCGAGAAGUGAAGAUGCAAUUCUACUCUGGCACAAGGCCUGAAUCGAAGUUUAUAAAGUUUAUAUUAGAAAAAUCCCCGAUGCUAGAGACGAUGCUUAUUGAGUCCUCAAAGAAGGUUCUUGAUAGGGAGUUUAAACGAUUUCGACAUAUCUCACCUGAAGUAGAUAUUAUCCGUAAAGAUGCAGAUAGAAAUCGUGUCAAAUAUCUGGCAAAAGGCCUGCAUUGGUCUUUGACGGGAGAGGCCUGAAUAGGAGUUUAUAAAGCUUUAUAAUGCAUAUUGAGUCCAUCUCAAAGAAGGUUGCUGAUAAUGGAGUGGUGAUACUUAGAGAGUUGACACGAUUUCAAUCUGUCUCACCUAAAGCAGAAAUUAUUGAUGCAGAUGAAAAUCGUGCUUAGCAUAUGCGUUUAUAUCCAUUUUGAUCAUUUUAAGGCCUUUAAGAGGGAUCACAUUCAAUCAUAUUAAUGGGUUUUUCUUUUCUUUAUUUUUUCCCCUUCAGGAAGCCUAAUGUGACUGUUUUUCUUAAUUAGAGGUGUAAAUAGAUAGCUGAUCAUUUUAACUAUUGAAUCCAAUGAUGUUCUUUUUAUUUUUAAAGAUUUAAAGGGCAUUGUUACAAGUUGUAUAACUAAAAGAUGGGAUUAUGUGGCUUUCACCUUUUUGAAUGUGAUGUUAUUUUUGUUUGAGGGUAUUCUUUUUUCUUGAAGUUAUAACAAGUUUGACUUGUACCUGUGUUACAAAUUCACAGAACUUAUCUUUGAGAUUGUACGUAUUCAACAACUCACAUAAACAAAUGGAGAUGGUUUGCACUGCCAAUCUUUAGGGAAGAGUAAGUCUAUAUCACAAGGACCUCUCACCAUGAGUUCGCUAUUGUUUUGAUGGUUUAGCUUUUGCUUUUCACAUUAGAGAACCUUAGUGAUUCAAGGUUUUGAUUCACACUCCAUGUUCUGAGAAACAUUUACCAUUCGGAAAGACGAAGAAAUGGAACCUUAAUGUUUCUAGAACCAGCAGUUUACUUGUGCAUCUGUUAUUUGCUGCUGCUCAUCGCCAAAACAGAAGGCUCUCGUGAGCUGUCAAUCACUCCUCCAAGAUUUCAGCCCACAUCUGUUCCUUGACUUCUCAUUUUCUUUUUGGAAAACAGGUAACCAGACUUUUUUUUUGAAAGUUAACCAGACUUGUUAAAGCCGGAACAGGAAAGACCACAUUAGCAAAUAGCAAUUGGUGAUGGGGCCAGGAAUGCUACAAGAAGCUGAAAUUGAUAUCGGAAUCAGUGGUGUUGAAGGAAUGCAGGCAGUCAUGUCCAGCGAUACUGCAAUUGCUCAGUUCCGAUUUUUGGGGCGCGCGCUUCUGGUGAAUGGACACUGGUGAUACAGAAGGAUCUCAAAAAAAUGCUAGUGACUUUUGUAUACUUAAAUUUAAAUAUAUUUGAGAUAUGCUACUUCUUCGGUAAGAAUGUCACGAUCGGUUUCAUGGUUUUGUUAUAUGAGGCAAAUGAAUCACUCUCUGGGAAGCCUGCGUACAAUGAUUGGUUUCUGCCCCUCUAUACGUCUUUCUCUCAUCAUUCUUGUGAUUUCUCUGGGUGUUUUUGACCAGGAUUUAUCAGCACAGUUUUGUCUCAAGGUAUACCUUUUAUCUAAUACGGAGUAUAAGAUAUGGGUUCAAAUCCUAGCUGCAGCUGUUUAUGAUGUUUAUUAGUGGUAGCAUCGCUAUAUUGUUGUGUUAUAAAGGAACAUGGAAAAAAAUAAUUACACAUAAUUAAAUGUGAGAACCAUUAUUUUGGCUUCAGCUGAACAUGAAUUCUGAAAAAUCGUAAAUUGAGCAAAAUCAUGAAAAACAAUUUGGUGGCACAGUUUCAAGAAUUGUAACAAGCCUUUGUUGGGUUCAAUUGAAUUCUAAACCUGCUUUUCUGUGACUUAAGCUUUGAUUUUAACUGACAAAUAACUAUUAAAAUUGCUUUUCUUUCACCAUUUUAAUUUCAAUGAAGAAACUAAUAGGCAUGCUUUGGGUUUCUGUGCUAAAUGCUUAUUCUGAUUUUUUUUAUAGCUAAAUUGGGUAGGUUGUAUUGAAUAAAAGCGAACUUUACAAACAAGUGUCUCCAUGGAGUCAAACAAGGCCGAUAAGGCAUGCAUCAGCAGAGAAACUAAAACUACAGAUGACCAACAUUAGUUGGUCAGAAAGUAACACAUUGAUUGGCAAAGCUAGCAACUGAAAAGUUUCAAGAGUCCGUGAGACAUCUUUGACCAUACUUAUCAAAAAAAGAAAAA